Molecule: messenger RNA, 1821 nt
Organism: Didymodactylos carnosus
Lineage: Eukaryota; Metazoa; Rotifera; Eurotatoria; Philodinida; Philodinidae
Source: the annotation of a GenBank genome assembly
AUGGAUGAAAUGAAGGAAACCCAAACUCUUAAUUUACCAAAAACGUUAACCAUAAAAUGGUUAAAAGAGAAAUAUCAACAAAAUCAAUUAAAACCAAAAGAUGUCAUCAAUGAAAUUAUUCGACGUGUGGAGAAUGAUCAAGAAAUGAAUAUUUGGAUUACACCACCAACAAUAACACGUCUUCAACCCUAUUUUGAUAGUCUGAAAAAAAUGAAUCCAAACGAUACACCAUUAUGGGGUAUACCAUUUGCUAUAAAAGAUAAUAUUGACUUAAUUAAUAUUUCAACAACAGCUGGUUGUCCUGAAUAUACGUACACACCAAACGAAAAUGCAACUGUUGUUCAACGUUUAAUUCAAGCUGGUGCUAUUCCAUUAGGUAAAACAAAUUUAGAUCAAUUUGCAACUGGACUUGUUGGUACUCGAAGUCCUUAUGGUGAAGUACAUAACGCUUUGAAAUCAGAAUUAAUUAGUGGUGGAUCAAGUUCUGGAUCAGCUGUGUCUGUUGCACGUGGUCAUGCCGUAUUUUCAUUGGGUACAGAUACAGCUGGUUCUGGACGUAUACCUGCCGGAUUAAAUCGUUUAAUUGGUUUAAAACCAUCAUUUGGUGCUUGGCCAAUAAAAGGUGUGGUUCCAGCUUGCCAAAGUUUAGAUUGUGUGACAGUAUUUACACAUGAACUUGAUGAUGCUAUAUUUAUUGACACGAUUGUACGUGGUAUUGACAAAACAGAUCCAUGGUCACGUGAUAUUAGACGUCAAUUAUCAUCUACAUUACCAGAAAAAAUUUAUUUCAUAAAUGAUCCACCAAUUGAAUUUUUCGGUCCUUAUGCCAGUGAAUACCAAAUAUCUUGGCAAAAAACAAUUGAAUAUAUUAAACAAUUAAAUAUACCUAUUGAAUAUAUUGACGGACAUUAUUUAGUGGAAGCAUCAUCUAUUUUAUAUGGUGGUCCUUGGAUAGCCGAACGUUGGUCAGAUUUAGGUGAAUUUAUUACAUGUCAACCGCCUAAUACUGUUUUUCCUGUAACAGAAAAAAUAUUACAUUCAGGUACGAAUUCUAAUCAUACUGCUGUAUCACUUUUUAAAGCUAUACAUCAAUUACAAAAAUUUAAACUUCGAGCACAUCAACAAUUAGAAAAUGCUGUUCUAAUUAUGCCAACAUCAGGUGGUACGUGGACGCGUGAACAAGUACGAGAAAAUCCCAUUCAGACAAAUAAUGAUAUGGGACGUUAUACAAAUCAUUGUAAUUUAUUAGAUUUAUGUGCUAUUGCUAUACCAUCAGAUGAUGCUGCCACGGAAGUACCAUUUGGUAUAACAUUAUUUUCGAAAUACGAUAAUGAACAUAUUGUAUUGAGUUUAGCUGAUUUGUUUUUAAAAUGUAAAUCCACGAUGACUAAGAUACCGAUAAAAGAACAACAAGAAACACCAACAACAACACUUGUUGUUGUAUGUGGUUUACAUAUGCGUGGUUUACCACUUGAAAAACAAAUGUUAGAAUAUAAAGCAAAAUUUAUUCGUGAAGAUGAAACAGCACCUUAUUAUAAACUAUAUAAAUUAGCAACAACACCGGCGAAACCAGGCUUAGUACGAACUAUAGAAGAUAAUAAUGAAGGUUCAUCGAUAAAAGUUGAAGUAUGGGAAAUGCCAUUAUCAUCAUUCGGUGCAUUUACAGCACAAAUUCCAUCACCAUUAGGUAUUGGUAAAAUAAUUUUAAAAGAUGGUAGUCAAGCACCAGGAUUCGUUUGUGAAUCAUAUGCAAUACAUAAUGCUGUCGAUAUUACACCUUUACGUAGCUGGCGUACGUUUCUUAAGGACAGUGUUAUAUAA